Molecule: messenger RNA, 945 nt
Organism: Populus trichocarpa (black cottonwood)
Lineage: Eukaryota; Viridiplantae; Streptophyta; Magnoliopsida; Malpighiales; Salicaceae
Product: peptidyl-prolyl cis-trans isomerase FKBP13, chloroplastic
Exons: 4
Coding region: 1-492 (163 amino acids)
Cellular component (GO): chloroplast
Molecular function (GO): peptidyl-prolyl cis-trans isomerase activity
Source: RefSeq, a predicted model, not a curated record
AUGUCAUCACAAGCUAGCACCAAGGCUAUAACCAGGAUGUUUUUGUUUGUCACUGUUAAAGGAAAUUAUGGUUUCACAAAAUGUGCUUCAUUAGAAGCUUAUCCUCUGAGUGAAAGCCAAACUUUUUUCAAGAGAAGAGAAGUAAUUGGUCUUGGCUUCUGCAAAAGCUUCCUUGAUGUUAUUUUACAACUACAGCUCAGAGCAACAGCAGAAGAAGCUCCUUGUGAACUAACAGUUGCUCCUUCCGGGUUUGCCUUCUUCGAAAAAACUGUGGGCACUGGCCCUGAGGCUGUCAAGGGACAGCUCAUUAAGGCACAUUAUGUCGGGAAAUUGGAGAGUGGUAAGAUUUUCGAUAGCAGCUAUAAUCGUGGAAAGCCUCUCACGUUUCGAGUUGGGGUUGGUGAGGCAUGCCCAUAUAAUUUCUCGAAACUUUAUGCUGUGCCUGUGGGGGGGAACGAAUUAAAUGAUCAAUUUGUUCAUCUUGGAAUAUAAAAAUCUAAACUUUAUGCUGUGCCUGUGAGGCAUGCCCAUAUAAACGCAAGUUGAAGCUCCCUCCAGAACUGGGAUAUGGCAAGAGAGGGGCUGGGUGCAAGGGAGGUAAUUAGCAUUCAUUAUGUUUCUUGACCAACAUAGCUUGUUUCUAUUGAUGGCAUCUGGGCUUCUGUUCAUUGGAAAGGCUUGAAAGUUGAAGCUUUGAUGCUGCUCAACUGCCCUUUGAAGGUUGUAUUUGAUAAAUUACAGUAUGGCUUCAUCAACUAGUUAAUCAGGAAGUUGUAUGAGAUUUUGGUCGAGCUGAACUUGUCAAUCAAAGGCUGGCUUUUUGUCUGUCUGUUUGUUUUAAUUUAUGUAUUUAAUCAGUUCCACCUUUCUAUUCAGUGGAGAUGUUCGGCAUUGCUGCAACUAUGAGAAAAAAAAUUAUUAUUAUUGAUAUAUUAAUUAUUUUUU